AUGACGGCCACGACGACAACGAGGAGAAAGAAGUUGAGUAUUAGUAGUAUUGGAGGGAGAGGUAGCGCUGCCAGUGGCAGUGGGAGCAGCAUCAGCAUCAGCAGCAGCAUCAAGAACGGAGACAAGGACACGAUGAAGGGUGGAAAAGGCAGUGGAGGAGGUUGGAGUUUUGGGCGCUGGGGGGUGUCAGCGAAGAAUACAAGCAGCACCAGCAGCAACAGCAGCAGCACGCAUCAUCUCCUCCCGUCCCAGUCCCAGUCCCAGGCCUCGGCGUCGACCCAGGGACCCCCCUCGACCCAGACCCAGUCUGUGUCCGUGUCUGUCCAGGUUGGUUCAGCAGCUGCUGCCACUUCCAAGGCCACUGCUGUCAGCGCCGCCCAUGCCCACUACCACCCUCACGCAUUUCGCUCCCACCAACACCACCAACAACACGCCAGCAGCCAGGCGCCGCCGCACCCUUCAGCUUACAACUCGGCCCUGAAUAAGCCUGCUGUCUCCUUCGCUUCCCUCUCCGACUCCAAUUCUGUCUGCUCAGUCUCCUCCACCUCGACGACAGCAUCUACACCAACUCACGGCUCGCCCACCACCACCACACCUGUCUCGUCACCUGCUUCCUCGACUUCUUCCCCGACUCCGAGAUCGACGUCGACAUUUGCCACCACUGUAUCCUCAUCCUCCAAGCCAGCCUCCAAAAAGACCGUCCACUUCCGCACCACCUCCAGCAGCAACACAACCGGCACCGGCAGCAAUACCAGUAGCGCACCCCCGAUCCCCAUCCUCUCUGUCGUGCCUCCGCCUGGCCAAGACGGCGGCGACGGAGAGGCAAGACGGCCCGCCAUGCAGCGAGUUUCCUCCUUCCUCCCGUCCUGGGAUAAGAGGUCCUCGGGUUCUCGCCAGGGCCUCUUUGGCUGGUCCUCGAACCGCUCCAGCACCUCCAUAUCCGUCGCAAACGCCAAUUCAUUAACCAGGAUAAACACGGCUGCCGCUAAUGCAAAUGGCCGAGUCCACCGGGAAGCCUUCUGGCCUGCGACCCUUGACCGCGAAUGCGAGAAGGCUGCCCGCAUCCUCAAGUCGUUCUGUACUGAUGGAUAUCUUGUGCCUCUUGAGGAAGAAGAGGACGAAUCCCGGUCGACAACUAGCGAACCACUCUCCCCAAAGCGAGUCACUAAGAAAAUUCCUCGGCGCAUCAUCCAGAAUGCCGCCGGGAUUGCAAUCUUUACCUGUAUGCGAAGUGGCCUGUGGAUGACAGGCUCCGGCGGCUCCGGCAUUCUCAUUGCCCGCAAAUCGGACGGUACCUGGUCGCCGCCUUCUGGAAUCAUGCUACAUACACCCACUCUCAGCUUCAUUAUUGGCGUCGAUGUUUACGACUGUGUCCUCGUUGUCAACAAUCUCGCCGCUCUCGAGUCCAUCACGAAACCCCGUGUCACACUAGGUGAAGAUGUCGGUCUCACUAGCGGUCCUCUGGUGUCUCUCGACUCAGACGAGUCGCACAUCAGGUGGAAGGACCUGGGCAAUACCGUUUUGACAUACAUGAAGUCGCGCGGUCAGACCCAAGCCGUGAACUUGAACGGUUGCAUCUUGGCCGAGAGGGGCAACGAGAACGAGCGCUUCUAUGCCAGCACUCUAACACAAAUGGACAUUCUCGCCGGCAACGUCGCGCGGAACGUGGAUGAGACUAGGCCACUCUUUGAAAUCAUCAAGAUGGCUGAGGGCCGCACAGACUACGACGCUGCUAUCACUAGCAAGAUCGCUAUUGAGUGCGCCCCAGGAGACGCCGUCAUUGCAAGCCCCAAGUCUUCGACACCAGCCUCUCCUCGCACUCCAUUUGGAAUCCCCAGCGCCGACGAUCCCGAUCCCUUCGGUGUUUUGGCCCUCGAGAUGGCUGGUCUGGAAAUCAGAGAGGCCGGAUCGCGGUUACGACCUACUAGCAGCCAGUUCGACUUCAACCCCGUCCCCACUAGCCCGGCCUACUCCAAGUUUAACAGACAGAGCGUAGACACAUUUGUCACGCGGAGUAACCGUGGCAGCUACAUGUCGUCACGCACCGUCAAGAGUCAGAUGACGGAUGCAGGAACCCAGACGGACGUUGGGAAGGAUACACCCGAGACAACGCCAAGCCCAGGCCAAAGUGAAGACGGUCAUGACAGAGCUUCUCGAGCACAAAUUCCCGAUGUGACGGAGGAAGAGGAGGAGAUUGAUUACACAAAGGUCGACUUGACGCCCAUAAGACAUCUCAGUGGAAAUCACACUCCUGCCAGUGCAAUCAGCCACAGUAGUACGACCGCCGUGGAGCACGACACUCUCAAGGUUGAGCCGAGAGACGACACGGACAAGGCAUCGAGCAAUUAUGAUAGUGACAGGGAUGACAGGAGCAGCCGCAAUGCAGAUGACGAGAACGACUCGGAAAGUGACGCCGAGGAGGAGGAAGACGACGAAGAGGAGCCCGUGGUAUUCGAAGUGGCAGCCGUGCAGCCGGCAAGGACCCAGGCUGUGGCAUCCCGAGUGAUCCACGCCAAGGGCAACAUGGUGACAAUCCCCAAGAGGAUUCCUCCUCCACUGCCUAUGAGGAGUCCUGCCAGGACAUCUCGAUCUAGUAAGAGUGAGAUCGGCGAUGUCACGAACCUCCGAAGCCCUCUGCGACAUGCUUUCAACGAACAGGACCUGAAGUCGGAUGAUGAGCAGCCAGCAAAGGCGCAGCCUUCGCCCUUCCUGAAGCCUAUGGAGCUCAAGGUCGAGAAGGUCAGAUAUGAUGAGAAGAAGGCUGAGGAAUUCAAGCCCGAAACCCCCAAGAUCCAGGAGCACUCGACAGACGAUAGAUCUUCGGAUUCGGAGACGGAAUUCUUCCCGGCCGAGGAGGACAAGGCGGUGGACAACAAGAUUGAAAUCACCAAGACUGAGGAGGCCCAGGCUGAAGUAUCCAAGACGGUGGACGCCAAGGCCGCCACCGCAGUUGAAGCCAAGCCCACUCAAGCCGAAACCGAAGCCAAGACUGAGUCGAGGAGCAUUGGAACAUCCCCCACCAUCCCCCAGAUCGAGCAUUCCGACAACUCGGAUACGGUUGCCAAGAAGCACACAUCCUCCGUCUACACGGGCGCAACCGAGGAUCGAUGGAGCUUCGAUGGGUCAUCACUCACGACUCCCACCUCGGACCGGCCGUACUCGGUUGUUGACGACAUUACUGAAGAUGAGACGCCCCGAAAGCCAACCAGAGAGGUUGAGCGCAUCGAAGUGAACGAGAAGCAUGAAGAACUGACCAAGAUGGGGUCGAAAGAAGCAACCCCAAACACCAUCACGGUUGCAUAA
Messenger RNA from Fusarium falciforme, 3303 nucleotides. Its product is annotated as Ysc84 domain-containing protein. The transcript is spliced from 3 exons. Gene Ontology annotation, molecular function: phosphatidylinositol binding. Bases 1 to 3303 code for a protein of 1100 amino acids. Lineage: Eukaryota; Fungi; Ascomycota; Sordariomycetes; Hypocreales; Nectriaceae. The record is from RefSeq and is a predicted model, not a curated record.